GGUGUUUGACGGGAUUUACGCAAAUUUUAUCAUAUCACAUGACUGAAAGAAAUUCAUUCGAUAACCGAUCUUUUUUUUUUAUUGUCUUCUUUGUUUUGACGGAUUUUUUUUCAUGCGUAAACCAAAGGAUAGUUUUUCACGAGGUCUAAUUCGAAUGUCAUGGUCAAAAAAAAAUUUAUUUAUUAUUCAUCAACGCGGUGAUCGACUACCUAGGUCACAAAAUCGUACUUUAUUUCAACAAAAAUGGCAAGCAAAAAAAGAUACAAGAGCUUAUCAUGGAGCUCAAUUAAAUGAACAACAAUUUCGUAGACUGUUUGAACCAAAAUUGCCUACAAGCAAUAUUAAAGAACAGAAAGAAGAACAACAUCCUCCUGUUUCUGUUUUAACUUAUGCUAGUUUAGAAAGAAGGUUGGAUUUUAUUGUAUUUAGAAGUUGUUUCGCCAGUAGUAUUUGGGCAGCCAGACAAAUAAUUAUUCACGGAAAAGUUAGUGUUAAUGGCAAAAAGGUUUCUGUUCCGUCCAAAUUGGCUAAAGAUGGUGAUAUUAUCAGUAUUGAUCCUCGUGCUGUACCUUAUCUCACUGAGCCCAUGACACCGAAAGGCCUUACAUUUAAGCCAAUACCAUACAUGCAACCUUUCUUAUUUAUACCAGAAUACUUAGAAGUUAAUUUUAAUACUUGUUCUAUAGUAUUUUUGAGAAAUCCAAUUUCUAGACCUGGAAGAAGUGAAAUCCCUUCCCCUUUCCCACCAGAAAUUCAUUCUUUAGCUCAUGAAUAUUAUGCCGAAAGGAUAAAGAAAAAGAAGAGUAAAAGGACGCGUCAUUUAAUUCCCGUUGAAGAAAAUUUUAGGAUUGAUUGAUUAGUCGAUUGAAUUUGAUAGAAUUGGAAUUAUAUGCUCAAAAAUUAAAUUUAUUUUUUAUAAUUUUUGAAAAGGAUGUAACUUAUUGUACAACAAACAAUACAGUAUGAAUAAAUUCGACGAAAAUAUACAUAGGAUUAAAAAAGAAAAAAAGGUGAAUAAAAAAAGUUCCAAAUGGAUAUAUAUACAAGACUAGUGUUUUUGCAAAUAUUCGCGUACAUUCCGCCUCGAAAUGUUUAAAUAAAUAAAGAAAUAAAUUACGCGUGUUGCUUCAGUUCAUCCCCACUUUGAGAAGUAAUGUCUCUUGACAAUUAUUAUUUUUUUUUUUUUUUUGGUCAAUA
Messenger RNA from Rhizophagus irregularis DAOM 181602=DAOM 197198, 1197 nucleotides. RefSeq names its product mitochondrial 37S ribosomal protein uS4m. Gene Ontology annotation, cellular component: mitochondrial small ribosomal subunit. Gene Ontology annotation, molecular function: structural constituent of ribosome; rRNA binding. The record is from RefSeq and is a predicted model, not a curated record. Gene Ontology annotation, biological process: ribosomal small subunit biogenesis. Lineage: Eukaryota; Fungi; Glomeromycota; Glomeromycetes; Glomerales; Glomeraceae.